AUGCCGUUAAAGGGGAGGAGAAAAGACAAGAACAAGAAGAAGAACAAGAGAAAAGAACAGAAGAAGGUGGCAAGUUUCGAUGAAUCUGUGGUGGAAAGAGCAAAGGCCAAUGCCUCCCUUUGGGAGUCUAGGCUGGAAGUCACAGAACUCUCCAGGAUUGAGUAUCGGGAUAGUUCCCGGAGACUGGCAAAAUGUAAUGAAGACUUAAAGAAACAGCAGUAUAAAUUGGAGAAAGACACAAUGUCUGUAUUAAGCUAUCUCAGAAAGCAGGAUCAAGAGAAAGAUAAUAUGAUUGAAAGACUGAAACAGCAGUUAAUUGAAACAAAGGACAGAGCACAAGAGGAAAAGGACAAAUUGGAACAAAUGUAUAUUAUGCAAAUAAAUGAGCUGGAGGCACAGUUCAAUCAAAAAGCCAGAGAAAUUGGCAUGAUUCAGUCAGAGCUGAAAACAAUAAAGCAGUUCCAGAGGAGGAAAACCCAAGUAGAGAAAGAAUUGGAUGACCUGAAGGAAAAUUUAAGAGUCACAGAGCAGAAACACCAGGAGACUCUGAGAAAAUUGGAAGCCAGGUUUUUUGAAGAAAAGCGCCGGUUAGAGCAAGAAGCUGAGAGGAAGAUUCUAUCACUUGCAGAGAGGGCGCACCAGGAAGCUGUUGUGCAAUUGAACAAUGUGGGAAGGAAUGUUUUUAAGGAGAAUAUUUAUCUCCAGAAAGCCCUCACGUACCACCUGAAAGAAACUGAAGUUCUACAAAAAAGCUCUCAGAAGUUGCGAGAGAAUCACUCUUGUCUUUUACAGGAAAAGGAGAUUAAAGAUCUGUUGGUUAAGGAAAAGAUUUUACAGCUUUCCCAGCAGAGAUCACAGAUACAAACUCUGCAGAAGAAAGUGACAACCCUGGAGAAUGCCCUGACUUGUAUGACCAAAGAGUUUGAGGCUGAAGUUUUAAGAGUGCAGCAUCAGGCAAUGAUCGAGAACCAAUCAGGUCAGGUUGAAAUUGGCAAUCUACAGCACCUUCUUCAGAUGAAGGACAGGGAAAUGAAUCGAGUGAAGAAGCUGGCCAAGAACAUACUGGACGAGAGAACAGAAGUGGAGGGAUUCUUUUUAGAUGCUCUACAUGAAGUGAAGCAACAGAUCCUACUUAACAGGAAGCAUUACAAGCAGUUAGCACAGACAGCUUUCAAUUUUAAAAUGAGAGAGGCAUGUGCAGGAAGAUCAGAAUAUCCCAAAAUCCGUACAUUCAAUGGCAAAAUGCACAGCUCUAAUAGUGUGAACCAGGAUCUUGUGGAGGCUGAGAAAUGGAUAAAUAUCCAAGGAGAUGUGGAUAUUGGAGAUUUGACAUGGGAACAGAAGGAGAAGGUCUUGCGAUUACUCUUUGCAAAAAUGAAUGGUUUUGUUCCUAGGAAAAGAAGCCAGAUCCGUAGGUCUUCAGUGCCAGACUAUGUUGUUCCUGAUACUGUAGAAACAGAGGACACUGGGGAUGAAAGUAAGCUUCAAGACCAAACCUUCAUCACCCAACAAGUGCCACUCUCACACCCUUCUGAUGAACUGGGAAUGAAAGAAUCACAAGAUUCUCCCAUAGGGACUUAGUUACAAGCACUUUGGAACCACAUGACCCCCACAGAAGCCACUGGCACACCCAGAUUUCU
This is a messenger RNA of Sorex fumeus (smoky shrew), 1640 nucleotides long. It is a transcript of the gene BBOF1, whose product is annotated as basal body orientation factor 1. The record is from RefSeq and is a predicted model, not a curated record. Lineage: Eukaryota; Metazoa; Chordata; Mammalia; Eulipotyphla; Soricidae. Bases 1 to 1581 code for a protein of 526 amino acids. The transcript has 12 exons.